AUGUAUGCAAAUUUGGAUUAUUUGAAGAUAACGUUGCCCAGUGAUCCAGAUUGGCAGCUAAGUACUUACAAAAAGUUAGUGGAAAAACAAAGAGACAUGAGCAAGCAAGAAAGUACGAUAGAUGGUCCAGUUUCAGUGGCUUCAUCCUUAAAAGUUGGAUAUUUAUUUGAAACUGCAUUUCAUAAGCCAUCUAAGAAAACAGAUGGACUAUUGGACCGGGAAUACUUAUCAGAACUAGAAAAUGAAUUAGUUGCUGACGAAUUUGAUAGAAGUACUGAACUUUGGACAAAUCGCGAAGUAGUACUUGCCGCCAAAGUUUUGAGUUCCAAAACUCCUAAAAGACAUGGUAUUAAAUUUGCUUCCGACAAUCAGAUGAGGAGAGUGUAUGACAUUAUAUUCGAAGUUUUUAGAUAUAGAACAAUUAUCAACGAAAUUUUACACAACAUUGAUUUUGAAAACAUCUAUCAAAAUCCAAGAAAAUUGGACGAAAACGAGACAAUAAGUUUUAAGGCGCUUAAAUUACUUGAAAUAGCAGAUAUCCUCAAAGAUAUCAAAAUCCAAUUAGCUGCAUCCUUUUCGAAGUUUAAGAUAAAGCAUUGCGCUUUAUCGUUAUCUGAUAUGUUGCCAAGACAUUUACGUAAUGAGCGAUUUAAAAAAUCGUCAGAAACUAUAAUAAGCUGUUGGAUAAACACAUUUUUGACUAGCCCAGAGUACGUGGUAAAUGUAUUAAAAAAAGCAGGAUUAAGUCAAAUGAAGAAUUUUGAAGAUUUGGUUUCAGAAACGUUUAAAAUGGAUCAUUUAUUACCAUACUUUAUACACAUAUAUCCAAAAGAAAAGUCAGAGUUUUUAAACAAGAUGCCCCUAUUCCAGAAAUAUUUGUUGAUUUUACAGGUAUUUCAAUACCCAUUACCAUGGUCCACGAUAUGA
This is a messenger RNA of Sipha flava (yellow sugarcane aphid), 927 nucleotides long. RefSeq names its product putative methyltransferase NSUN7. The transcript has 6 exons. The coding region runs from base 1 to 927 and encodes 308 amino acids. The record is from RefSeq and is a predicted model, not a curated record. NCBI's taxonomy places the organism in Eukaryota, Metazoa, Arthropoda, Insecta, Hemiptera, Aphididae.